Molecule: messenger RNA, 686 nt
Organism: Triticum aestivum (bread wheat)
Lineage: Eukaryota; Viridiplantae; Streptophyta; Magnoliopsida; Poales; Poaceae
Product: DNA-directed RNA polymerases II, IV and V subunit 9A
Exons: 4
Coding region: 126-470 (114 amino acids)
Biological process (GO): transcription-coupled nucleotide-excision repair; DNA-templated transcription; maintenance of transcriptional fidelity during transcription elongation by RNA polymerase II
Cellular component (GO): RNA polymerase II, core complex
Molecular function (GO): zinc ion binding; nucleic acid binding; DNA-directed RNA polymerase activity
Source: RefSeq, a predicted model, not a curated record
UGAGACCGACUCGAGUCCCGUCCGUACAUAAACCCCGACCCGACGAAACCCACAAGAGAAGAAAAGGACUGUCAUCUGCCCGUCGACUUGCCAGCAGGAGGAAAUCCAACCCCGCCGCCGCCGCCAUGAGCGCCAUGAAGUUCUGCCGCGAGUGCAACAACAUCCUGUACCCCAAGGAGGAGAAGGAGCGGAAGGUCCUCCUCUUCGCCUGCCGCAACUGCGAGCACCAGGAGGUGGCAGGCGACAACUGCGUCUACCGCAACAUCGUGCAUCACGAGGCCGGGGAGCGCACGCAGGUCCUGCAGGACGUCGCUUCCGACCCCACCCUUCCCCGCACCAAGGACGUCCGCUGCGCCGCCUGCGGCCACGGCGAGGCAGUCUUCUUCCAGGCUACAGCAAGAGGGGAGGAGGGGAUGACUCUGUUCUUCGUGUGCUGCAACCCCUCCUGCGGCAACCGGUGGAGGGAGUGAAUGAAUUCGCAUCUCCUUCCUGCGGAGGCUACCGUGGACCCGUGCCCUUUAGGAUCAUGCUCUGGAAUUUAGUUUCCGACAGCUAGCCGUCUUGUUAGAGCACAAGGGAGCUGAACUUGUGAAACAUAUAAUUGUGGUUUCAGUACUUGCUCGUGACCAUGUACUUAAUUUAUAAACCCUUAUUCUCUAAUCACAUUUUAUAGGUUGGUUCUUGCC